Molecule: messenger RNA, 4079 nt
Organism: Condylura cristata (star-nosed mole)
Lineage: Eukaryota; Metazoa; Chordata; Mammalia; Eulipotyphla; Talpidae
Gene: CIPC
Product: CLOCK-interacting pacemaker
Exons: 4
Coding region: 154-1353 (399 amino acids)
Biological process (GO): negative regulation of DNA-templated transcription; negative regulation of circadian rhythm
Cellular component (GO): nucleus
Source: RefSeq, a predicted model, not a curated record
CACCCGGCGACAACCGGGUUGUCAUGGAGCCGCGGGGCCGGGCUCGCGCAUGCGCUCCUGGACCUGCGAGUCCGGUUGUGGAGCGGCGAUUCCGGCCCUAGAGCAAUCCCAAUGAAAAGAGUACUGAUGAAUCUACUUCCAGCCCAGUAAGUCAUGGAGAGGAAAAACCCACCCAGAGAGAGUCCCCGGAGACUCUCGGCCAAACCAGGCAAAGGCACAGACUCGAAGAAAGGCGCUCGGCAACUCGGCCUGGCAGCUGCUGAGUCAGAUAAGGAUUCUGGAUUUUCAGAUGGGAGCUCAGAAUGUCUGAGCUCAGCAGAGCAGAUGGAGUCCGAGGACAUGCUGAGCGCCUUAGGCUGGAGCCGAGAAGACAGACCAAGGCAGAACUCCAAGCCUGCAAGCAAUGUCUUCCCUACACUGUCCCCCAUGGUUGUCAUGAAGAAUGUGCUGGUCAAACAGGGCCGCAGCUCGUCCCAGCUCCAGUCCUGGACGGUCCAGCCCUCCUUUGAAGUGAUCGCAGCACAGCCGCAGCUUCUCUUCCUCCACCCGCCGGUACCAUCUCCUGUCAGCCCGUGUCACUCUGGCGAGAAAAAGUCGGACUCCAGGAACUACUUGCCCAUUCUAAAUUCUUACACCAAAAUCGCUCCGCACCCAGGCAAAAGGGGCCUUUCCCAUGGCCCAGAAGAAAGAGGAGACAGUGUUAUGCAGAAGAAAAUCUGUACUGAGAGACUCGGGCUGAGCCUGUCUUCCAGGGAGCCAGCCAAGGCGGGCGCUGUGCCAUCCAGCCCCCCCACGCCAGGCCCGCCCGGCGCCAAGCUCGCAGAGGACUCCGCUCCGCAGGGGGUGCCGUCCCUGGUGGCAGGUGGAAGUCCACAGACUCUUCAGCCGGUCUCUAGCAGCCACGUGGCUAAAGCUCCCAGCUUGACCUUUGCCUCCCCCGCCAGUCCUGUCUGUGCAUCAGACAGCACUCUGCACGGGUUAGAGAGCAACUCCCCACUGUCACCCCUGUCCGCUAACUAUAGCUCACCUCUGUGGGCCGCUGAGCACCUCUGCCGCAGCCCCGAUGUCUUUUCAGAGCAGCGGCAGAGCAAACACAGGCGCUUUCAGAAUACUCUUGUCGUCCUUCACAAAUCCGGUUUGCUGGAGAUCACUUUGAAAACCAAGGAGUUGAUUCGUCAGAAUCAGGCGACUCAGGUAGAACUAGACCAGCUGAAGGAGCAGACCCAGCUGCUGAUCGAGGCGGCCAAGGGCAGGGCUCCCCAGGCUUGGGCCAAGCUGCAGGCCUCUUUAACGCCUGGCUCUAGUCAUCCAGGCAGUGACCUGGAAGCAUUCUCGGAUCACCCAGACAUAUAACACAGAAGGCAUACUUUCCUGUGACUUGAGUGGUUCUUUGUAACUCUUUUUUUGCUGUUUUCUUACUCCUAUUUCCCAAAGCUUAUGUCAGAGCUUUUUCUUCUAACUUAAAUUGUUUAGCAGUUCCCUUAUGAUGCCACUUUUGAAGUACUUGGCUACUGUCUUAACCUGUGGGCUUUGCACGUUCCACAUAUGUCUCUACUCCACAGAGGAUUCAGGUUCAGAGUGACCUUGAGUCCCUUCUCCUUAGCCUUUAGGCAGAGUGGGCCAUGGGGCAGAGCAGGAGAGGUGACUGUGUGGGGCUCUUCACAGCUGUCACCUCCCACUGUCCCGCUCAGAUCACAAGCGCAAUGACGUGGGUAAGCAUACAGAGCGAACCUGUCAAGCCAGGGAGUAGGUGAAAUCAUGAUCCCUACAGUGUCUUAAUCACAGAGAAAACUAAGAGGAGGUGUGAGGAUUCCACAAGAACUGGCUGUUUGGGUGAAGCUACAUGCUCCAGGCACAGGUUGGGUGCAGCAAACAAGCAGUCACUUAAAAGGCUUUGUUUUCUUAAACUUGAAAGUCAAGGAGUAAAAGUAGCACCAUUAGCUCUUACACUUCAACCACAGGCCAGACUUCCCUCAAACUGGUCAGAAAAUUACUUCAGAUUGUUGUGAAUGGAUUCAUUACCACUUAAAAUUAGAGUUGAUAAUUGCUUUCUUGAUUUAGAGUCUGAAGAGAGUAGACAUGGCUGGCAUCUCUUCACCAGAAGCUGGAAGAUUCUGGUUGUUUAUAUUUUUCCCCCUCUUUGGAAUCAGUGACCUAUUUUAUGUGUGAAAACUUUUAAGACAGCUUCACAGUUCUGAGGGAGUAUUCUAAGUUAACCAGACCUCUGCUGCCUUUUUUAAUUCUUGUUUUCAUAAAAGAGGAAAUAAGUGAUAAUUAAGCUCUAUAAACUUUGAAUCAUAAGCAUCCUGAGGUUAGGACAUAGAAGUCCAUGAAAGGGUGGAAGGGCUUUCUUCUACUACUUGCUCUUCACAUUCAGCUUUCACUUGCCCGUGUCCCUGCCGUGGAAGGUUCUGAGGCAGAGUGCUCUGUGCUCCUCGUGCAGUAGGUAUUGGCUACCAGCCAGCGGCGGCUUUGCAAUGCUGGCUGUGUGAAGUUCAUCUGGAAAUGGAGGGCACGAUGAGAAUCACUAGGCGAUGGACAUUCUUUCCUCUUCAUUAUGAAGGUUAACUUUCGAUUUCUAAGUAGUAAAGUCUCAGACUUUUUAUCCUCUAUUAAAAAUGUCAUCUUGAAAAUCUCAGUCUGAGUUACCAUAAGUUCUGUAUGACAGCCUUCCUCUUUCCUACAAGGAAAAUGUUCUUGAAAUCUUACCAAGAGCAGAAGUUUAGAGUCUUGAAAUAUCUUUCUCAUAUGUACUAGGAAUUUGUAACUUUAAUGUAGUUUUAAAACAAGGUGCUUGGUUGCCGGUACUUUGUUCUCAAAUAGAUCUGAUGUGUAUAGGACCAGUUUAGAAAUAAGCAACUUGGUGAAGUCUCUAAAUUUUCCUGAUCAGGGCAGAAUUACUAUUUGCCAGUUGCUUUCUGAAAGAGUUACAAAAACCAGAGCAAAGGUGGCCUUCAAGCAGACUCAGCUUUUAAUAUUUUUCUCCUGGCAUACUCCCUUGGCCCCCCGAAUCUCUGUGGUACUAUAGAAGCUCUGCUCUGCGCAUCAUGCAAGGAAGCUUCCUUUUUGGGAGCAUAUGUUUGGCAGCAAAGCUGUAGAGACAGGUGCAUUCAGAACAGCCUGGGCACCAAUCAUAAGUCUCCCUGAGUGGCAGAAUCUGAAUACGCUUGAUGAGAACCAAAUGCCUUCUGUGUAAAACCUCUCUGUGGAGCUAUCAGCCUCUUGGACUCUUCUUCCUAGCUGAAGGUUUGCCUUUUCCUUCCUGCCACAGGAAAAGUGAUGAAAGCCAUCACUGAUCCUCACGGCUGAGUAGCAGGGAGAGGUGACACCACUCCCCCACUCAUCUUGGAUCUUGUAACUUAGCACUGCAAGUCUCUAUGCUGUGAGCAUGGGUGUUCUUUCCCCAGCGGAGUGAUUCGCAGAUGAAGCCAAGUCGAGGAGCUAGAUCUUGGAAGGUGAGAUCCACUCAGGGCUAGCAGACAUUGGGGGCCAGAAGCCAGAUCGGCAAGUGGACGGACCUCGGCGCUGACCAGGAAGUGCUCCAGUGUUGCACAGGCUGUAAGUAGUAGCGUGUUAGCGGUGCAUGAUUUGAUCUGGUAGGAAGUGCCGUGGCAAAGCUACAGUUUUCUGAAAGUGAAAAGCCUUUCUUACUCCAACCCCUGAAAGAACUUUUGGCAAAUUUUGUUGGCCGUAUCGAAACACAUCUAGAAAAAGCUGCUGACUGAAUUGGUUAUGGGAACAGAGUUUAAUGACAUGUGUGAUUUAUUACCCUCUCACUGCUUCUAAUUGAUUAUAGUAUUGUCUGACUUUAUUCUGGUUUCUUCAGCAGAAAGUACUUCUGCAUAUAUUGAAGUGUUUUUCCAGCUAUGAAUUUAGGGUAGAGAUUUAUUUACCAAAUGUGAAUUCUUUUGAGGAAGUAUGAAGUUUUGUAGAAAUUGACUGUGAAAUGUCAGAGAAAAAUAAAAGUCACUUACUUGAAAACUAUUUGGCCUUUAUACUUUAUAACUGCUGAAAAAUACUAAGUGAAGUCCAGAGAAUUGAUUGACAUUUCAAAUGUCUGUGUGCGUGUCGUUUGGGAA